Messenger RNA from Theileria equi strain WA, 4563 nucleotides. RefSeq names its product ABC transporter, ATP-binding protein domain containing protein. The transcript has a single exon. Gene Ontology annotation, molecular function: ABC-type transporter activity; ATP binding; ATP hydrolysis activity. The record is from RefSeq and is a predicted model, not a curated record. Gene Ontology annotation, cellular component: membrane. Lineage: Eukaryota; Apicomplexa; Aconoidasida; Piroplasmida; Theileriidae. Gene Ontology annotation, biological process: transmembrane transport. Bases 1 to 4563 code for a protein of 1520 amino acids.
AUGGUAGGCAGCGUGCCUUUGCCAGGAAUUGGCAGUCAUCACUUUUGGGAGAGUGAAGUAGAAGUUCUCAGAAAAAGGGCCAUGACACAUGAUGGAAAGAAGUUUAGGUAUUUCGACGAUAAAGGAAUCUUCAACUUUGUCUUUUUGGCAUGGAUGUACAGGUGGGUUAAGGAAACGUCAAAGAGGUAUAUGGACCCUUAUAUGCUCCACCCUCUCCCACUGGCCGACCAGAUUCUUCUCUGGCAACCGAUUCUUUCUAAGCAUAUUAGCGAUGGUAUCGCAAGUCUGGAGGCAUAUGAGACCCUCAGUGAAGAUGAAAAGAAAAAAGCCAAAAAGCCAGUCAGGUAUCUUUUGUUCAGGGCCAUUUGGCUAACUUUUUGGAAAAGGCUCUUGACAAUCUUCCUAGGAAUUGUUGUUAUGAACGCAAUUGGAAUGAGUGUGGCAGUGUUCUUGCACAAAUUACUUGGCCUGCUAUCAGACAAGGAAUUUAAAUUUGUAACGCUCCUAUCUCUUGCAGUUUUUACCAUUGUUAUUGAAUUGGUAAAAAUGAUCGGUAUGAGUCACAUUAACUACUAUGUAGAGAGACUUGCCAUCCUUCUUGAUGCCAGCCUUCGUGUUACUAUAUUUCAACAUGGAUUGUGUUAUAGACGCACCCAGUUUGAGAAUUUAAAACCAAAGGGAAGCCGAUGUAAUAGUGUUAUUCACAGCUGUUCCGGAGAUUCACCCUGUUCCAGCGAUCCACUCUUGUGCCCAGCAAGGAGAUACAAGAAUAAUGAGGUUACUCCCAAAAUGUAUGCCUUGAUUCUCACGGAUUCUUACUAUCUCCCGUUUUUCAUCGAGGCUGUUCCUGGGUUUGUUGAUUUCUUGACAUCACUAACGUAUGGGAUCAUAUUAAUGAGCAGCCAAUUUAAUAUAAAGGCAUUAACCGUUCUGAUUGUAUCUCUGUCUUUAGUUGUUUGCAUGUUCAUCGUUGAGAUCUUGAACGGUUGUCUCUUUAAAUGGUAUCUUGGUACUAGGGAUCACAGGAUUUCAAAGUCUAGCGAAGUUAUUACCGGAUUACACUUGAUUGAGAGGAUGGCGCUUGACGAUAUAGGUCACGACAUUAUCACUGAAACCAGAAAUGACGAACUUAAAAUUGUCUUUGUUCGCUUCUUCUUGUCCCUAGUAAACAAGGUUCUCAUGACGUCGAUCAUGUGCAUCAAUAUUAUUAUUCUUGUCAACGAUUUUGUCGGACAAGUUAGAGAAGUUACUGACCUUAGGGGUGUGAAUCCUUCUGGGCUCUUGGCAUCAAUCUUUGUUAUUAUGAAAAUUAUAGGCCCGCUCUACAUGGUACCAAUGUAUCUAAGACUUAUGCUAUUCGGGAUCAAUGCAUUCAAAAGAGUAGAAGCCUUCUUGAGAACUUGUUCUCCAAACUUUUAUCUUCCUGAUAACAGGUUUACUGGGAGGAAUCCUCUGCCAGAGGCGCUACCUGAUGAGGAUAAGACACUGCCAAAGGGCCUAGUUGUGAUGUUAAAGAAGGCCUCCUUUGCCUGGGUCAAUAGCAGGAAGGAUCUCCUAGACAAUACUGGUACUACUUGUCUUAGGAACCUUGACUUUGUCCUCAAUACUGGUGAUCUUGCCAUUAUUACUGGUGCUCAAGGUUCUGGAAAGACCAACUUUGUCAAGGCUAUCCUUGGUGACAUGACUCUUGUUGAAGGAUCAAUGGCUGUGUUGCCUCUAUCUACCAACAUGCCAAUAUUCUAUGCUUCUCAGGAUGUAUGGCUUCAAAAGGGUACCAUCAGGGCUAACAUUACUUUUGGUCACAGAUUUGAUGAGAAGCUCUACAACACUGUUCUGAAGGCUAUUGAACUUGAACAUGACAUAUCGACUUGGGAAGGAGGUGACAUGCGUAAGAUUUCUGAACAUGGCUACUCCCUCAGUGGAGGUCAGAGAGUCAGAGUUGGACUUGCUCGUGCCAUCUACGCCUACCUCAUAUUCAACAAGGCAAAUAGAGAGGACAGUAAUGCCAAGUGUUCCUUCCUUGUAGUAUUGGAUGACUCAUUUACUGGUCUAGAUCCAUUUGUAGCCAAGACAAUCUUCAAGAACUUGUUUGAAAAGGGAAGAGGUCUACUCUCUGGUGGUGAUGUUGCCACAGUUCUAACGAUAUCCAAGCGUAUUUUGGAAGCUUGCGUAUCAUCAGAGUCGCCAGAAUCAUUCCUGGAUGCCCCAAUAUACACAUUGAGGAGUGAAGCCCUUGUACAGGAUAACAGGCUCAGAUCAUUCAUGAAAAACAAGACUGAAGAUGUUCGAUAUCCGGUGACUUCAAUAGAUAAAAUGGAACUUCAGUCUGUACCAUUUGAUGUUCUUAGGAGGUGUAGUUCGGAUGACUAUACUAGGUUUGGACGCAAAAGGUCUACGGAAUUUAGAUACUCUGAUUCUCCCACAGUUCAACAUUUGUAUGAUAAGAACAAGACUAAAAAUUAUAAAAGUGACAUCAUUAGACAAUUUAAGGUUUACUUCAGUGCUGCCAGUUGGCCGGUAUUUUUGUUCCUCUUCCUUACUUUAAUAUUUGCAACUUUGGAUAGCACGAAAUUUAUCAUUACCUCAAAGGUCUCUGACUCAAUUGUUGACUAUACAAAGAAACAUGAAGGUACGGAGGUAUCGCUAGAAGAUGUUAAGGAGUACUGUUAUAAAUCUUUGAGAUGGAUUCUUGUUCUUUCAGCGUCUGUUAUGAUUGGAGCCGUCAUACGUAUAGUUGCCAUGACAAAGGCCUCUUUUAAUGUAUCUAGGAGAAUUCAUGAGUAUUGUAUCAAUUCCGUCUUUACAAAUAGCUCUGUUGUUCUAAAGAUCAAGAAAUCUAUGAGCAGCGUGCAAACAUUCUUGUAUAUGGAUACGCUUUCCAUUGACAACAUGUUGAGUUAUUACCUUCAUGAUGUUUUUGUACUGCUGAUUGAAAUGGGCGUUCAGAUGCUAACGCUCUUCUUCAUGAUGCCAUGGUCUGCUCCUAUUGCCAUUGGACUUUGUCUCUUGAUUCUUAGGUUCCUUGUGUACUACUACAUCAAGGCUUGCAAGAAUAUAGCGUUUUCACGUUUGGAGGCUUAUAACCAAAUCGAUUCGACCAUAGAAUCUGCAAUCUCUGGUUUAUCUGUGUGUCGUAGUUUUAAGAGUGAAUGGAAAUUGGUCCACAUAAUGGCUGAGCAUGUGGAUUAUAACGUCAGGGGUACAUACAUGAACAAUUCCGCAAUGUUUUGGAGCUCUAUCGCUUCCAGAUGUUUGCUCUCACCGUUGGCCUUGUUCAUUCUCCUCUUUCCUAUUGUCCGUUCCAGGUUCUGUGACAUGGAUAUCAAGGUUGGUUACUACGGCAUGGCUUAUUCGUUGUUUCUGAACGUUAACAAUUAUUUCGCAAACUUUUUGGAGAUAUCUUACUUCCUCCAAUUACAUGUACUUCCCAUGAGAAGGUUCGAGAAUUUUAUUCCCAAAAACACUCCACUCAAGUUUGUAAAGAAGAAGGAUAUUAACAGAACUGACAUAGUGGUUGAUUCAGGGUCAAGCACAGGAGAUAAGAUCUCCGACGAGAAUAUUAAGGACUCCAUUCGUAAGAGGCGACGUAAUGAGUAUGCUGAGAGAAGAGCCGCUAGAUGUACUAAUCUAAAGAUGCUCCUCUUUAAGCACCAUGUUAAUAUACUUGACAUUUCCAAGUAUGCAGUUCCAGGUCAUGUCAGAGUACAGCUAAAGGAUGUUAAUGUCUACAUUACCUCCUGCAAGGAUGGAAUACAAUUCCCUAUUUUAAAGAAUGUUACUUGUUCUGCGGAUACCUCGGACAUUGUCGGUAUUGUUGGCAGAACUGGAGCAGGAAAGUCUACUAUGUUGUCAGUGCUCCAGAAUCUGGCGGAGCAUAGGGAAGGUUCUGUUCUUCUAGACGGUUGUGAUCUGAAUGAUAUGCCAAAGGAUGUGACUAGGCAGAUUAUUGGAGUACUACCUCAACUACCAUUUGUAUUCAGAGGCUGGACAGUUCGCAGAUUCAUUGAUCCAAGAAUGUUAUUUGAUGAUACCAAUAUUGAAAUGGCUCUGGAUAAUUGUGGCUUGCUAAAGUUUGUAAUGAAUCUCCCAGGUGGUGAAGGUCUUGACACCAUCAUCAUACCCGAGCACUAUCACAAGGAUCUGCCAAGGCACUACAAGAGAGUGUACUAUGGGCCUACUCUAAGACCUUAUGACUCACCCUCCGCAGAUAAUGUGAACAUUGACUAUGGAUCAGCACUGUCAAACUCACAAUUACGUACACUAUCAGUAGCAAGACUAGUGCUUUAUAGGGAAUUCUUCAAGGUUCUUUUGGUUGAUGAACCUCCAGAGGAUGAACUUGGAGCAUACAAUACUGCAGAGACUCCCAUUUAUGAGCUCAUAAAGACCCACUUUCAACAUUGUACAACAUUUAUUGCAGCACACGACGCAGGUGUUUUGCGUUUGUGCACCUCAGUCUGGGUUUUUCACAAAGGUUCUCUCAUUAGGACCUGCAAGACUGAGGAUAUCGUAGAUACUGGGUCACUCUCCAAGAUUAUAGAGGAUUGUAUCACUACACACAUUUAA